GGCCAAUCACGGAGCGUCACAAAUCGAGGAGGGCGGUUUAAGCGCUCAGUUCAGCGUAACCUUACCUCAUUGGUCUGGAAGCCUGCAAUAUAUUCCCAAUCAGAUUUUUUCUCCGUCCACCUCUCCCGCGCGCCAGUCUGACUAUUGGUCCCCAUCGCGGAGUUUUCUAAAAUUAUACCACGGACGUUCGUCUGGCUAACGACCAUGAUUGGAUGUUGGAAUCGGUAGUUCGACCGAACACCAGUCUUCUUCGUCCUCGAUGUCCUCUUCCGGCACCGCUAUCACAAAUCCAUGCCCAAACCGGCUCUAAGAGGUAGUGUGUAUGGUCAAAUCUGCAGUACGGGACCAUGGCUACCUAUGCAACCUCUUGCUACUACCCGCCCAUUAACAUGGCAAACCACUGGCUUGGAAGCGCUCGUCUUCCUCUCGAUGAGACUAUCCCCACGCGAUAGCCGCUUGCCUUCCCUAAGGUAAGAGUCAUAAAACUACUUGCUCCCGAUCACUUGGUAGGUUUCGUUUCUUUCACUCUCUUCCCUCAAGCUUCCUUGAGGUUGCCUCAUUUCAUAUUUCGCUUUCGUUGAACGAAGCGUUUCUAUCGUUAAAGCAUUUUCUUCCACUACCUUUGCUUUCAACGACGCCGGACGUCAUAUUUUAGGUCGUCUUACGGUUGCAACACCCCAGAAUAGCUACAAUCUAUUUUUCCUUGAGAAUCUUACUUAUUACAUUUUCAUAUAUACCACCAACAUGCCUGAGCUAGUACUUUUACCGUCUAGCACAUACACACCUCCAUCCCCUUCGCUGGCACGAAGACCGGGGAGGUCACUUAAUACAAUAAUGGAAGAGGAGCCGGAAGCGUCCCAAAGGUUGAAGGCGUCGAGGGGUCGUAAAAUGCAAGCCAGUUCCAACGAUAAGAUCGUACAAUGGUUGUCACCACGAAGUGACCAUUUCCCAACUCCGCGAGGAUUUCACUUUCUAUCAGCGCCAAUAUUACCCGAGUCUCCGUCGACUGCUUCUGCUGAUGAGAGCAACUCGCCGUCAAUAACGUCCUCGGACCCCUGGAACCGAGCGAGCAUAAGUACUGACGUAACAGACUUUGACGAUAUCUACGAAGUCUCCGACGAAGAAGACACUCGACGGAUUUCGAGGAAGUCCUCAAUAAAACGCCGGAAUAGCUCUCGACACACGAUGCUAAAGCGAACCGCAACUCAAUCUUCCACGUCACACCGGGCUCUUCCGCCUUUAGUUAUCCCGGCUCAACAGGAACAAAAUGCGGAGAGCUUGUCAGGUAGGCCGGAGUUUAAGAGGUUAAUGUCACCUCUGCCUCCUACGCCACUAGCUAAGGUUGAAAUGUCGCCAGCUGCGAUCUCAUUUUUACAUGCCCAACAAUCUGAGGAGGUGCCAACCAUCUCCGCUCCACCGUCCCUAGAUGGAAGUUUAAGCUCUGAUCAAAUGGCCGCUCUGUCUGCUCCACCGACACCAAUCAUUGGAGAGGGAGAAAGCACUACUAACACGGACUGGUCUGGAGUCCAACUACAACCUGCUGCCCUGGCUACAUUGCAAGCUCUAUCAGGAGGCGAUGACUCCGAAGAGGAGUAUCACCUAGAGCAGGUCAUUGAAGUCACAGGAGGGCGAAGGCCAGAAAUGUCACAGCAAACACCGCGCUUGCUCACUUCCAUGUCAAGACCAAUUCGAAGAGUGUCGACUCAUCAGCCAUCUCUCAAUGGUUUAACGAGACUUGACAUUCCUUCGCCCGGAGGUUUCUUUUCUGGUCUUUCUCCACGUACGAGGCAUACUUGGCAUCUACCUACAAUGACACCUGAUGAGAAUGCGCCUCCUACUUCGACUACUGCAGAACAGUUCUAUCGCUGCCCGUGGAAUGAGCCUGCCCCUCAGGUUCCAGCUCUGCCAAAUGUUCCGGUCCUACCUCCUCCUCCGCCGCGACCUGAGCGGUUUGCUGCCACGCCCAUCCCAUCGGCACCAGUUGAGCAAUUCGUAGAAAUCAGAGGCACAAUGUCGGAUGGCCUUCCGACUGCAAGACCAGCUGUGCUAGAACAGGUUCUCGAGGCGAGAGGUGAUCUUACCGAAGAAGUAAUCACAGCGCGACGCAUUGAGCCAAGAAACCCCUUAACUUCCCCCACGGCCUACUAUGAGCCUUCAAGCCCUCACGAGGAUGUCACUGCCACAGAGAUCGUUACAACUUAUGAUCCCGAAUAUACUAAGAAGCAACAAGAAGCUGCCCUGUCCAACCUGGACCGGACAGAAUUAUGGCUCAUGGCACAGAGGGCUUAUCUAAAGGGUAUUCUCCCGGAGGAAGAAGUCAAGCCAACGGUUGACCCUGAACCAGAGACGCAAAAAGUCCAUGUCGAAGAGGAGCCAAAGACCAAAGAGCCCGAAUCUGAUGUGGUAUCCCCAUCACAGAAGAAAAAGAUGGUUCGGUUUUCCGAAGUCGUGGUUAAGACCGACAUCCCAAGGACCUUGCCGCCCAAGCUUGCGCGACAAGAAUCAGCUUACUACCGUGCUUUUCAGGACUAUAUCAUUAGAUCCCGUAGUCAAGAUCCUUUUGUCCAUCGCCUUCCUCGUUUUGAGGCAUUGCAGGCUGAGCGCAUCUCUUUGCGCGAGACUCACCGUAACCAGCUUCUUGGCAAGUACCAAUUAUCAGUGAUGCCUCAGUCGGCUAAGAAGCGGAUGAGUGCCAAUGUGGCUCGCGGUGACGACAUUCUUGUCGAUGACCCCGAGAAAUUGAAGCGAGAAAAGGAGCACGAGGCGUUAACCCAAAUGUCCAUGGCAAAUUGGCACGUCGGCGCGACUAAGGCUUUGAAUGGUGGGCGUCUAUUUUCUGCACCAAUCGCUAAACGUCUUGCCCGCCUUUCCCGUAUCGGCGGCGCGAAAGAUCGGGCGCGUAUCCUUGACCUAGGCGGCCAGGCUGCUUGCGGCUGGGCCUGGCACUGUGCUAUCAUGUACCCUAACACUAAGGUAUACACGGUCACGACUAAGGCUAUCCGGCAGUUGUCUAACUCGAACAUCCGCGGCCCGCCCAACCACCGACAGGUCGCUGUGGAACGACUCACGAAGCUGCCCUUCCCUGACGGCCACUUCGACCUAGUGUCGGCGCGUGAGCUUCACUCUAUCCUCAAGUUCAUCGGAGAGAAUGGUGAGGAUGAAUGGGAUAGCUGCUUGAGCGAGUGCAUGCGCGUGCUCAAGCCCGGGGGGUAUCUCGAGUUUUCAGUCCUCGACUCGGAUAUCACUAACGCGGGUCCGCUUGGCCUCGCUAAGUCUGUCGAGUUUGGGUUUGCCCUAAAAACCCUCGGCUACGACUCGUCUCCAACCCGGAUGUUUAUAAACCGUCUUCACCGCGCUGGCUUCGACGGCGUACGUCGCGCGUGGGUAUGUCUACCCAUGGGCCCGGACCCAGCCGUCCGACGUAACCGUAGGGUGGCAUGUGACAGCAUCACUGGGGUAGAGCGUCCGUUGGAUCUGGAGGCCAUGGUUUGCGGCAGCACGGAAGCCGCGGCCUCGGUGACGGGUCUCGCUGGAAGUUGGGCGUGGGAGAGGUGGCUGUUGAGAUGCGAGACGGAGAAGGUGGCGAGCGAGGAACGUCUCGGGUUCUUCGAGGUGGAGGCGGAGAGUGAGAAGGCGAGCAAGUGCCUUGAUGGCGUGCAUGAGAUCAUUGAGGAAGGGAGGAAAAUCGGCGCCGGAUUUAGGUGCUUGAAUGGAUAUGCUCGGAAGCCGGUCGAGAACUAGGUUGGCAUACAUACUACCUACCUCGGAGUUGGAGGCAACCGACGAUGGAGCUAAUGAGGGGGUUGUAAUCAGUCUUUGUGAAGAGGUUUCUCUUAUGUGUAAUGCGGUUGGGUACGGAUGUGUACGCAUGGACGUAUGUAUGGAUAUGAGGUGCGUGUAUGGCUGGUGAUGAUACCCCGUUCGGAAAUUGGGAGGGAAAAUAUAUAUACAUAUACUAGAGAAUGGGAUAUCUUCUGCUAGGCAUGAAUACUCGUGUAAAAUGUAAGAUUGGUUUAAUAUGUACAUGUUGUGGUUUUAAAUGUGAUGUGCUCAAAGGCGUGAAUUG
Molecule: messenger RNA, 4066 nt
Organism: Annulohypoxylon maeteangense
Lineage: Eukaryota; Fungi; Ascomycota; Sordariomycetes; Xylariales; Hypoxylaceae
Exons: 1
Coding region: 745-3741 (998 amino acids)
Molecular function (GO): S-adenosylmethionine-dependent methyltransferase activity
Source: RefSeq, a predicted model, not a curated record